CAAUAAAUCUUUUUCCAUUAAUAAUUAAUUUUUGAAAUACAUUUGAAUUCAAAAGGCAGCCAUUUUUGGAGCGGCGAGGGGAGGACUUGCGCUUGCCGAUGGAGGAUUCGAUCGGGAAAUUGUGCUCGGCGGUGGCGAAGUUCUGCAACCACCUCGAAACCAAUUGUUCCGCUCUCAGACAGUCUGUGGAACGCCGCCCCAUCCCCUUGGAUUCCGCAUCGACGACGUUCGUGCAAAGUGUUAAUCGCAGGAUAUCUGCGGCUGGCGGCGAUUUGAACAUGCUGGAAUCCAUGGCCUUUGCCACGGUGUCGUUUGAGGAGCUCUUGGGGCACUGCACUGAGGUAUUGAAGAAGAAUCAAAGUGAUAUUUAUGCGAUUGAGGAUCAUCUACGCACUGCUUUCAAUUACAUUCCCCCACUUAAUUUUGAUGAAGAAGAUGAUUUAGACAGCAAUGCAUUGGGUGCUUUCUCUCCCGGAAGCCAAAGUUUAGAGUCAAAUAAUGAGGCUUACGCAGAACAGGAUGCCUUGUUUGACGAUUCGUUGAGUUUGAAAAACUUUGGAAUAUCUGAUGUCUCUCUUGCAAGCAUUGCAUCUCAAGGCACAAAUGGUGAAGCUGGGCUUGAAUUCGAGAUGGAUGAGCCGGAGUUCCAUAUAGGGGACUCAUCUGAUGAUUUUAAGCAAUACAAUGUGUCUCAGUGCCAUCUGAGUGUGUCAAGAGAGGAUUAUGAAAGUCUCCCCAAACACAUGAAAGGUUUGGCAUCAUGGGAGGAUCUUGUGGUUGCAGUUGAAAAACUGAACUCCUAUAUUCAAUCAAAGAAGUCCAAGCCCGACACCAUCCAACAAGAUGAAAUUGAGUUGUUAGACUUGGGUUACAAAGCAAGAUCUUACUUGCUGUUGCUCAUAAAAAUGAACAGGCUCUGUGUGGAGACAAAUGAAGGUGUCAUUUCUUACAAAGUUUUACAGACACACACAGAGAGAUGCUGUAAGUAAGUACUGGUGAUCCAGUAGGGACUAAAUUGUCUGCCUUUUUUUCUAAGUUUUUAUGUUCAUGGUGCCUUUACUUUGAAAAAUUAAUCUUAUCCAUCUAGGUAGGAUUAAUCAUUUUUAAUUAACAUAUUAAUGUGGCGAACUUCAAUUAAUAUUGGAUUUUAAUUCAUUAUAAUAUAUAUGUGAUUGGAUUGGAUUGGAUAAAAUAAUAUGAUUUACCGCAGUCACAGCCAAAGUAAACACACCCUCAGAUUGCAUAUCAAUUAUUUGAAAGCUGCAAAUUUACAUACUACUUUGUUUUGUGAUUAUUGGUCAGUCCUCUUUGCUUCUGUAUCCUCAAAAACCAUCAGCAGCCAAAUAGGUUGAGUAAGCCUUACAUUUUCUUUUUCCUACAA
Andrographis paniculata is the source of this 1381-nucleotide messenger RNA. RefSeq lists its product as uncharacterized. NCBI's taxonomy places the organism in Eukaryota, Viridiplantae, Streptophyta, Magnoliopsida, Lamiales, Acanthaceae. Gene Ontology annotation, cellular component: outer kinetochore. The coding region runs from base 99 to 989 and encodes 296 amino acids. The record is from RefSeq and is a predicted model, not a curated record. Gene Ontology annotation, biological process: chromosome segregation. The transcript is spliced from 8 exons.